Vitis riparia (riverbank grape) is the source of this 4006-nucleotide messenger RNA. Its product is annotated as protein SPA1-RELATED 2. Gene Ontology annotation, biological process: photomorphogenesis. The transcript has 7 exons. The annotation marks the transcript as partial. Gene Ontology annotation, molecular function: protein binding. The record is from RefSeq and is a predicted model, not a curated record. Lineage: Eukaryota; Viridiplantae; Streptophyta; Magnoliopsida; Vitales; Vitaceae.
AAUGAACUUCCAUUGGAUGAUAUGGAUGAUGAAGUGACCACAAUUGAUGUGGCGGAGGGCUCUCACCUCCAAAGAAAAGAGAGUGAGUACUUGCUGAAGCCUGAUAGCAGCAGUAUGUUGAAUUCAAGGGAAAUGGUUAUACCUGGUGAAGGUGAUUAUCCCGAGAGCUCACCCCAGGAAUUCACAGGUAUUUUAGAGGGUAAGAAUGUAAAUAAAACUGUAAGUUCUUUAGCUGCAGCAGAACAUACAUGUAGUGGCCAUCUCCCUGUGGAUGAUGCUGGGAUCAUGGUUGAGGAGUUAACACUGAGAAAUUACAAUGGAGCAAACUUAGCUGUCGUUGGUCCCUCGAACAAUAGAGAUAGAAUGCAGAUCAGGCAGAACCAGUGGCAACAUAUUCAUCUGCUAGCGGGUGGACAAGGAACUGGGAGUUCAGUCCGAGAUAGUGUAUGUAGGGACAAUGGUCAGCCAAUGUCAAGUGCAUGGGAGGAUGUGGGAUACUCAUCUUUCCCUGAAUUUUUAGCUCAAAAACAAUCUAGUCAUGAUCACAAUGAAGUCAGGGAACAAGUUACAAAUUGUGAAAAUAGAGCUGUUUCAGGUGAUACAUUAUCUCCUGGCGGGAUCCGGACAAAGAUUCUAUCUAAAUCUGGGUUUUCGGAGUUUUUUAUUAAAAAUUCAUUGAAGGGUAAGGGUGUCAUAUGUAGAGGCCCAGCACGUGAUGGCUUUGGUGUUGAGAUUAGAGACUCAAAUAAUACAAAGGCUGCUGUUGAUACUACUGUAGCUUCUGAUUCAUCGCUGAGUCCAAGUGCCAAAACUGCUACGCCAUCUCCCAGUGGUCUUGCUCCGACUCGAGUCAAGAGUGUCAUAUGUACGGACACAGUAUAUGAUGGCUUUGGGGAUGAGUUUAGAGACCAAAACAAUACAAAGGCUAUUGUUGAUAGUCAGGUAGCUUCUGAUUCGUCACUGAGUUCAAGCGCAAAAGCUGCUGUACCAUCUGCCCAUGGUAGUGCUGGGACUGGGCCUUGUCAUGGCCCCCUUCCUGAUUCUUCUCAUGAUGGAGUCAAUUUGAGAGAAUGGUUGAGAGCUGGGCACCGUAAAAUAAAUAAAGUUGAGAGCUUGUAUAUAUUUAGGCAGAUUGUGAAUCUGGUGGAUGUUUCGCACUCCCAAGGUGUUGCAAUGCAGAACUUACGACCAUCUUGUUUUAAGUUGUUGCCAUCAAAUCAGGUUGCAUACCUUGGAUCUUCUGUCCAAAGAGAAAUGCUAGAGAAUGCUGUGGAUCAGGAUGUUUCCUUGAAGAAUCUCCUGAGUGGAAAAAGGUCAUUAGAAAAAGGUAUGUUUCCCUCGAUUAGUUUAAGUGGAAAGAAGCAAAAGUUCAGUGAAAGCAUGAACACUUUUAGACAGUGGCCACAGUUUUCAGCAAGAUAUGGCUUCAAACUUGAAACUGCAAAUAAAAGUGGCAUCAAUAUUACUCGUGCACAAGAUUUGGGUAGUAAAUUCAAUGAAGAACAUAACCAAAAUGCUGAAUAUAAGAUUCAACGAAAAUCCAGCAGCCAAAAUGUUUCUUAUACAUCUCAACAGCUGUUGAUUUCUGCAAGUGAUCGGUUAGAAGAGAAGUGGUAUACUAGUCCAAUGGAGCUCAGUGAUGGGGUCUGCACAUUUUCAUCUAAUAUCUACUGUCUGGGUGUUCUUUUGUUUGAGCUACUUGGAUCUUUUGAUUCUGAAAAAGCACGUGCUGCAGCAAUGUCAGAUCUACGUCACAGAAUUCUUCCCCCCAAUUUUCUGUCAGAAAAUCCCAAAGAAGCAGGUUUCUGUCUUUGGCUACUUCAUCCUGAAUCCUCAUCACGUCCGACAACCAGAGAAAUCCUACAAUCUGAAGUAAUUGGUGGACUUCAAGAGGUACAUGAAGGUGACUUAUCUUCAUCUAUUGAGCAAGAAGAUGUUGAUUCAGAACUCUUACUGCAUUUUCUUAUAUUAAUGAAAGAGCAAAAGCACAAACAUGCCACCAAGUUAGUGGAAGACAUUAGGUGCUUAGAAGCAGAUAUUGAAGAGGUUGAGAGGAGGACCUCUCCUAAAAAAUCUUCACUCCUUUCUUGCUCACAUAAAACUGCAAUAUGUGCAAGUGAAAAAAGGUUCAUUCAAGAAGGGACCCCAAGUGCAGAAGCAUGUUCUGAAUUUCCUCACUUUUCUGAUACAUAUGGAUUAAGGUUGAUGAGGAAUAUCAGUCAACUUGAAAGUGCCUACUUCUCCAUGAGAUCCAAAAUCCAGCUUCCUGAAACUGAUGCUUUAACACGUUCAGAUAAGGAUUUAUUGCUAAAUCGUGAGAACUUUUAUCAGGCACAAAAGAACGGAGAAGACCUGAAAGUCACUGAUCGCCUGGGAACCUUCUUCAAUGGGUUGUGCAAGUAUGCUCGUUAUAGUAAGUUUGAAGUUCGUGGGAUAUUAAGAAAUAGUGAUUUCAUCAAUUCUGCAAAUGUAAUUUGCUCUUUGAGUUUUGACCGGGAUGAGGACUAUUUGGCUGCUGCUGGGGUAUCAAAGAAAAUAAAGAUAUUUGAGUUUCAUGCUCUCUUUAAUGACUCUGUUGACAUUCAUUACCCGGUAAUUGAGAUGACCAACAAAUCAAAGCUUAGCUGCAUUUGCUGGAACAACUACAUCAAGAAUUAUCUGGCUUCAACUGACUAUGAUGGUGUAGUUAAGUUAUGGGAUGCGAGCACUGGUCAAGGCCUUUCUCAAUACAUUGAUCACCAAAAAAGGGCUUGGUCUGUUGACUUCUCUCGAGUGGAUCCCAAAAAAUUAGCCAGUGGAAGUGAUGAUUGUUCCGUAAAACUGUGGAGCAUUAAUGAGAAAAACUGUUUAGGCACGAUAAGGAACAUUGCAAAUGUCUGCUGUGUUCAGUUCUCUGCUCACUCGUCUCAUUUGCUAGCCUUCGGGUCUGCGGAUUACAAAACCUACUGCUAUGAUCUGCGGAAUGCUAAAAGCCCCUGGUGUAUAUUGGCCGGCCAUGACAAAGCUGUAAGCUAUGUGAAAUUCUUGGAUGCUGAAACCCUCGUUUCUGCAUCCACUGACAAUUCUCUAAAGAUUUGGGAUCUCAACCAAACCAGUUCUACUGGUUUUUCCAUGAAUGCUUGCAGCUUAACCCUCAGUGGGCACACUAAUGAGAAGAACUUUGUGGGUCUGUCUGUUGCGGAUGGAUAUGUCACAUGUGGUUCAGAAACCAAUGAGGUUUAUGCUUACCACCGAUCUCUGCCCAUGCCAAUCACCUCUCACAAGUUUGGAUCCAUAGACCCUAUUUCUGGAAAAGAGACUGAUGAUGACAACGGACAGUUUGUUUCAAGUGUGUGCUGGAGAGGGAAGUCAAACAUGGUUGUUGCUGCCAAUUCCACUGGAUGUAUAAAAGUAUUGGAGAUGGUUUAAGGAAAGGGCACCAUUCCUGGGAUUAUUAUCAAUGGCUUCUUUGCAGCUCAAGAUUCCCAAAGUUAUCUGAAGGCCUAUUGUUGGACUGGGGGAUGUAAACUUUCACUGGAAACACUAUUGAAAUUUGAGAAUUUGAAGAUGUUUUUGAGAUGGGAAUGUUGAAGAAGUCAGCUGAAUGUCUGACAGCAUUGAAGCUUGCAGUCCAAAGAGAAGCCAGCAAGAGUCACAAAAACUGACUCCAUAUCCUCAAAUCAGAUUUCAGAAGAAAUUAAAAGCUUGAAACCCAAAUUUCUUACUGCCAUUUGGAAGAGGCCUGUGACUAAAGGUUUGAGUUCUGUGUUGCUCAAGAUCAAUGUCAAUCACAGGCAAGUCUAAAUGAUCGGAACUCAAGAUUGUGUUAUGGUGACCGUUCCCAGAACUAAUAUGGUGAAAAAGGGAAGGUUGCCGAAGUUAAGAAAACUUAUGGAGUGCUACUUCAACCACUCUUGAGGAAAUUCCAUAUUCUGUUGUAUAUAAGUAAUGUUGAGAAGUCCAAAGCCUACUCUUGCUAUUGUAUAGUUCCUAAAUUUUGAUAUAUAGUACAGUUUUGUUUUAAGAA